Messenger RNA from Babesia bigemina, 8910 nucleotides. RefSeq lists its product as hypothetical. Bases 1 to 8910 code for a protein of 2969 amino acids. Lineage: Eukaryota; Apicomplexa; Aconoidasida; Piroplasmida; Babesiidae. The transcript has 5 exons. The record is from RefSeq and is a predicted model, not a curated record.
AUGGAUGAGUCAUCCGCCCACGAUGUCAUUUCACGAUUGUCAACGUUUCAGAGCACUCUUCCGGAAGACUCUGAGAAUCCUAAUAAGAACAUUUUAUAUAAUCUCUGCACCUCCGCUGGCAGCCUCUUAGGUUAUCGGUAUCCUGGGACCUACGACGGUUCCGAGAUUGUAUAUGGCAACGCCUCCCGCCUGUGCGAUGCCAUCCUGGCAUUCUUGUACGCCGUGUUUAGUGACGUCCGUGAUAACCAGCCGUACGUCGCUGGUAGAGAUGUAUUGCAUGAUGUGAUUGUGGAGCUAAAAUCCCAACUGUGGCGUGGCCACAAGGGGUUGAGUCAAGUCAUCCCCAAGGUGGCCACUGGCCUGCGGGACUACAACGCCACUGUCAAGGCAUCGAACAAGAAAGUCAAGGAGCCGAUUGAGACCGUGUUGGGACACGUGAAACCGGAUGGUGAGUUGCGUAAAGGUAUACAAGCUUUGCAGAUAACGGAAACAUCUAAGUCAGCUGAAGAUGAGCAAACUGUGGAGUCCGCAGUCUUCCUGGUAGAGGGGUGCAAAGAGGUUGCCAGGGUAUUCUCUAAGAGCUUGACGGCGGCAAAAGACGCCAUAAAUGACUUGAACCCUAAGCUGAAAAAGAAGCUUGAGAACGCCAGGAGAAGCUUUUUCAAUCACGUCGACUGGCUGAGCAAGUGGUCCAAGAAGGGGGAGAAAAAGCGGUUGGACAAGAUGGUACAGAAAAUCAAGAGUAGGCUUAAACAGCUCGCAAAGGGCAUUAAAAUGAAGUUGGAAGGUAUCACUGCCGGUCUGGAGGAAUAUGUCAAGGAACUCGGGCAGUGGAUGGGUGAAGCAAAAGAGUAUAUUAAUGCAGUGAAAACGUAUGUUGAUGAGAUAAUGAAGCAGCUUGAUGGAGAGCAUAGAAAGGCGAUUGACCAGGCCGCCGCGGAGAUAGAUAGUGAGCUUGGCAAGAAAGUUGAGGAGUUGAAUGGAUGGAUUGAGAAAGCUGAGGCCGCCGUAAAUGUGGCUAAGAAGAAGGCGGAUGAGGUGCAUAAAAGGUUGGAUAAAGAUGAAAAUUCUGGGACGAAGAUUCGUCAAGGGUUUGAGAAGAUUAGUGAAGCUAAAGAUGCAGUUUCAGGAGUUAGCACACAACUGGAAACUGUUCACAAGGAUUUGGGAGAUUGGAAAACUGCGGCGCAGGGUGUGAUCAGCAAAGCUGCUGGGAAGGCCGGAGAGGUGAGUGGGCAGUUGGAUCCUUCACAAAAAGGUGAUGGCAAUCCAAUUGGCAAGAACCUUAAUCAAAUCGAUGCGUCGAAUGAAGAUAUUAAGAAAGCGAAUGAGAGCCUCCGAAAACAAACAGAAAAGUUGAAUAAAUGGAUCACCGAGGCCGAUCAUAUCCGUGAGCAGGCGCAGAAGAAAGCCCAGGAAGUUUACGAUAGCCUGAAAGUUCAUGACGAACUGAGCAAUAAAAUCAAAGAGAUUCAGACAGCAAAUCAGACAAUUAAGGAUGUUAACAGUGGGCUGGGUGAUGUUGACAGCAAAUUGGGGGAAUGGAAAAAGGAGGCUGAGAGAGUGCUUCAGGAUGUGGUCCAAAAAGCUGAGGAGGUAUAUGCGAAGUUGGAUCACGGAGAUGGACAGCAGCCGAUUACUCAAGGCAUCAAGCAGAUCAAAGCAGCAAAAGCAAACGUUGAAGCAGUUGAUAAGGGAUUAACAUCUGUAAACGACGAUUUGCGCAAAUGGAGAGAGGCGGCGCACACUGUGAUUGGCACUGUGGUUGAGAAGGCAAAGCACGUGCACGAGAAGUUGGAUCCUGCAAAAGACAAGUCUACGCUGGGCAGUCAAAUUGAUGCGAUCGAUACUGCUAGACAGGCCAUAGUUAAUGCAAACAAGGAGCUUGAAAGACAAGUGAAGAGCCUGAACACCUGGAUUAAUGAGGCGGAGAAAAUCCGCGCUGCCGCUGAGGCUAAGGCCAGGGAAGCGUACGAUAAGUUGCAAGUUCAUGAGAAACUGAGUGAGAAUAUCAAGAAGAUUGUGGAUGCUAAAAAUAAGAUAGACGAAGUUAGCAAGCAUGUUACCGGCCAGCUUGGGAGUCUGCAGCAGUGGAAUGAGAAGGCUAAGGGUGUGGUUGACGGGGCUAUAAAAAAGGCGCAGGAAGUUCAUGAUGAAUUGCAAAGUGCUGUCGUCCAGAAAGUUGAAGGAAUUGGUCAAGAUAGUAAUGCAAUUAAAGCUGCGAGUGAGAAUCUCGGAAAGGAAGUUGAGGAUUUGGGGAAGUGGAAAAAUGCCGUCAGUAAUGUCAUCGUCAAGGCAGACAAGAAGUGUGAUGAGAUACUCAAGAAAGUUAAAACAUCAAAUGACGGCACUAUUUUCACGCAAGCUAAAGAGUUACAAGACAAGGGCAAGCAACUUUUGACUGCCGCUACUGAGGCUAGGCAGACAGUUGAGUCUAAGGUCAAGGAGGCUUUGGACGCCGUGAAGGAUAUGGACGCAGAUCUCAAGAGGGAUUUGAAGGUGGUGAAGGAUAAUAUAAAAUUGGGGAUCGCUGAGGUGAUUGAGAGUUUGAAGGUUGGUGAUUUGGGUGAUAAGGUGAAAGAAGAUUUAGUAAAGUUGAGGGAGAGGAUUAUGAAGCUUGCUGAAAACGGUAGAGUGGAGAGCCUCGUUGAAAAGGAGUUGGCGGAGCUUAAUCAAAAAAAGAGUGAAACGCUCGAUCAUGCUAAACAAAAACUUACGGAAGCGGAAAAGCAACUACAAUCUAUGUUUGAGAGUGCGAUCAAGACUCCGCUUGACGAUAAGGUCAAGACAGUUGAAAAUGCGAUUGAAAAGCUCUGCGAGAAAAUUAAUCCGGACGGCGGCGACGCAUCACGGGAGGAUAAGAUGAAAUUCCAGACGAUUUUCGAUCAUAUUAAGAAGCAAGUAGGGGUUAUUAAGGGGACUGGUACGAAGAGUCACGAAAGUGGCAUUGAUGGCAUUGUCGCGAACGUAAGAGGUCUCUAUAACGCGUUUGUUGACAGCCGAGGUAGCGGGGUUGACGCAAGAGUAGAUGGGUGGCUUGGAAGUAUUUUGGGGAUCAAUGAGAAUCAACGAGGGACGCAGACUGAUGGGAUGAAGGCUAUAACGGCGUACAUUGAGAGGUAUAAAACCCGUGAAGACGCUUUAAAAGUUGUUAAAGAUCAAAUCAAGGAGAAGCUUGGCAGCCAAAUUAAGGCAGGUCAGGCAAAAAUAUCAUCACAAGAUGUAAAAGAUACAAUAGUAGAAAAUUUGAGAAAAGUCAAAGAGGCUUGCGAGGCAUUUGUCGAAGAGCUUGAUAAGAAGCUGAUGAAAGGGCAAAUUGAAAGUUUCGCUGACCCGAUAGUCAAUAAGAUUCCUGGUUUAUCGGGAGAGCGUACUCGGUCGAGUGGUAAUGCCGAACAUCCCAAAACCGCCAUUAGAGCAGCACUCAUUGCGCUCUGCAGCUGCGUCAGGCAGGUAGCUGCGGAAGUAGAUUAUUUAGGCAUAAAGCUGUUUGGCACAAUUAUAGACCAAAUAAAGCCGACUGUUGAUGGACUUCACACGAAUCUUACCCAUGCGACUGAACCCACGGAAUCCGGUAAUGCAAACCCCCCUGACGGCACCGCCCAAGCCGUUGACAAGGCGAUCGGAGAUGCGAAGAAUAUGGUUGGAACUACGAUGCAACAGAAAUUUGAGCAGGAAGUCAAAAAGCCAGUUGAGACAGCAAUCCAAGGUUUUGACGCCGCUGUUACCUUGUACGACACCAAAGCUAGGCAGCAAGUCAAGGAUGCGGCCAAGGGGGCAAUUGAAGAGGCGGCUAAAGUGAUUAGUGCAGAUGGUGGAAGUGACAUUGACUUGGGGAGUAAGAUGAAGAACUUCCACGAUGCGCACAAGGAGAUCACAACAAACCUCAAACCGAAACUUGAAAAAUUACUCAAUGACCACAUUGGGAAGGAUGAAAUUCCGUUUGUAGGUAAAGCAGAUAGAGUAAAACUUUCGAAGAAUCUUGAGAAAUACCUCAAACACAUAUCUGUUGGCGUCCUGACCAAGCACCCGCAUGGGCCACUCGCAGAGGCGAUCGACAAAAUUGGUGGUGAGGGUAUGAAGGAGCUGGGUGUCAUUCAUCCAAGACACAUUGGCAAUGAUAAAAUAGAUGAACAAACUUUCGAAAAUCCGUUCAAAGCGAUUCAGUUGCAGCUUGAGGAUAUCACGAAACUGGUUAGUAACACAAGGGCAUACAUGACUGGCGAGCCAGCUUCAUACAAAAAUGGCAUCAAAAAUUAUCUCGAACAGCUAAAAAAUGCGCUCGGUGAUGGAAAGUUGGCUGGUGCUGACAAAGGCGUUGAUUCAAUCACAAAGGCGAUUGAGACACUGCAAAAACAAAAGUUUGACCCCAAUUCAAAAAAAAUUGAAGAAGCCGUCAAAGCAAUUAAGGCAAAGGUUGAAGAGCUUAGAAAGAAGUUGCUGAAUGAUAAUGACCCAAGAGGCGUUAUUGACGAUUUAAAAGAUUUGAAGGGGAAGGGUCUAGCGGGGGGAACAUGGGAGGGCAAAGACGGUCUUGGGAAAAUCGAGACUGAACUUCACGAGCAGAAUAAGAAGUUAUCGGACGAAACGAAAAUAAUUGGAGAAGCCAUACACGAAAUUAAGUGGGAACGUGUAAAACUCGGAUUCAAAUUGAGCCACCCACUUAUUCCCGAUGACAUUCUGGAACAGUUGGAAAUAUUAGCGAAUAUGAUUGGCCAAAGUAAGUAUAAACAUGAUGGAACUCUUCAACGAAUUCAUGAUGUGAUAAGUGAGCUGUGGGCACAGCAAUUCAGUAAGAACCCCAAUAAAAUCGGGCGGGCCACAAAAGCAAUUACAGGACGACUUAAGAAGCUUCUUGCUGUUUUGGAAGGUGACGCAGAUAAAGACGUCAUAAAAACGAUUAAAGAUUUGAGAGAUGUUGGUUUAAGUAAAAAUCUGUGGGAAAAACAUGGAAGCGAGAAAGGCCUUCAGCAAAUCGAGAAUGACCUUCAACGUCAACAGAAAUCCUUGACCGGCCAAGCCAAACAAAUAGAUGCAGGCGUCAAACUUAUAACCACAGUGCUAGACGAGCUGAGAACCGCGUUGCAGGGUAGUAGCGGAAAUCCUAAAAUUGACGUGAUACGCUGGUUGAGAGAGUUGUUAACGAAGGGGCUUAAUGGCACUGAGUGGGAUACUGGUAAAGGUAAAAAAAUCGCCAGUCUGGGUCAAAUUAAAAAGGACCUUCGUGGGCAAAAUGAUAAGUUGGCUGCGGCAACCAAAAAAAUUGAAGACGCAACAAAUACGGUCAUGAGCGAAACACAGGAUAUGCUUAGAAAGGCAAGCCAGAAGUUAAGUGGUGAUCUCAUUAGUGAUACCAUCGUGAAGAAUCUACAGUUGUUAGAAAAGAUGAUUGGCCGUGGUCAGAAUGGCGAUAGUGAGAGUCUUCAAGCGAUUCAAAAAGUGAUCAGUGGGCUGCAAGCACAGCAGUUCGAUGUGAGAUCCAAAGCAAUUGAAGAAGCCAAGCAUAAAGUUGAACAUGAACUCACAAGGCUUGAAGGUGAACUGGUGACUCACGUUGCCGAUCCGUUGAAACAUUUAAUACAACAGGGGUUCGGUAACGGUGAUCAAUGGAAUGGCAACGCCAAGGGCUUCGACAAUAUCAAUCAUCAUCUCCAACGUCAACAAGAAACGUUGUCACAACAACCCAAAGACAUACAGGGUGGUGUCACCAUAAUAACUACUGAGCUUGACGAGCUCAGAACUGUGUUGCAGGGUACUGCCAACGACAAGCCCGAAAAUAAAGGCGUGAUCAAGAACUUGGAAUUCAUGGCAAAGCACAUUGGUGAAGGUGAUAAUGAAGGCCUUAAAAAACUCAAAAGUGACAUGGAGUCCCUCAAGAAGAACCAGGGCCAAGACAUCACUAACAAUUUAGAUCAGCUCUCCAGAGAUAUUCAACACGCUGCUGCAUACGCCGAUUGGCACGUAACUCAUCUGGAGAAUCCGCACAUCAAUGGGAAACUCAAAGGCAUACAAGAUGGUCUCGACAACCUCCGACUCACCGACCUUGCCGAUGCCAUCAGGUUGUGCGACAACUUCCUCAACGAUGCCGACGAGAUAGAGAGGAACACCGUUCAAGCCCUUUGGAAGCACGUCGACGAUGAGGUGGAGGAUGCCAUCAAGGACCUCACCAAGGAAGCCCGUGGGCUGUACGUGGACUCGGUGAGGGAGGCGCUGGCAUUGUUUGCCAAGAAGGUAAACGAGGAUUUGGAGCAGCUGCCUAAUGAGAUAAACAAGGAUAUGUACGUGGGUUAUAAAGGGUUCAUGAAGUACUUGCAAGGACCGCUGAGCUCCGAUCUAACAGGUCACGAACAGAGCGUUGCAGAGUUAUCAUCCGCAUUUCGAGAAGUGUUCGAGCAAAUAGAGAAGAUUACCAGGCUCCACGACGAGCAGAACAAAGAGAAGAAUCCCUCAUUGCCACCAACCGAAGAUCCCUACACGCCUAAGCUCAAAGAUGUUUAUGACGCGUUGACUGCGCUGCUCGCCUACCUUAGAGACAAUGAUGACGGUGCCGACAAACUCACCGAGCUGGUUGAGAGGCUGACCAAGGCGCUGGGUGAUUUCGUACCCUCCGACUUCAAGCACCCGUGCACUCCGCUGCUGGACACUGUCGCUCGCGGUCUCACUAAAUUCGCCGGUGAGUUUGGUAAUUGUUACAUCUCCGCCUACUCCGGUCAGCGGUGCAGGGAGGAGCGCGCACACAAGUACGCCAAGGUGUUACUCAGCCUGAUACCCAUGACGCACAAUGCGCUUAACAAGUUGAUGAUGAAAUGUGAAGGUGAGUGGAAAUAUCUUCACAUUAGUAAGUUGACUGCUGAUUACAGGGAUAACCCACUUGGCUACUACCUCACCAGGUGCGGGUACAGGGUUUCUAGUGGCGAUAGUGGGCAGGACGGCGAGUUGAACAACAUGUUCACUGGCGGUGCGAUUUACGAGUUACUUACCACCCGUAUUGAGGGUGUGUCCAUCGAGAUGAUGAUUGACGGUGACCCAAUCAAAAAUGGAAUUAGUAUUGUCACCAUCAUAUCGCUGCUCUACAACGUGUUAUGCCACUACUUCCAAGCCUGCCACAUCACUGUUCCUCCUGAGCCACGAUAUCCGUGUACUGUCAGGGACAUGCUGUCGUGGCUCUCCGGGCUGCAGUACACAGCGGUGGUGGACAAGCUGCCUGAGCACUGCAAGGCUCUGCUCAACCGCCGAUGCCACGAUGGCGACACUCCCAACAGAGAGGAUCCUGUCAUGGCCAAGUGCAUUGAUGAGCUACCAUAUACCAUCGCAUCAACGUGCUCAUAUUCCACUGCCCUGCUCACCGCCAUUCAGGGCAACGUCCACGGCUUCGACCUCGCCGCCUACCCGUAUUCAGUGGACUUCUCCAACAACCGCGCCAGGCUCCACUACCCCUCUGACCCUGUCGAACUGCUUGAUAUAGUACGUGAGAUAGUAUGCCGCCUGUGUAAAGUGCUCUACUUCCUGUACUCCCAGUGCUGCCGCAGCACCGCCCGGGUCAGGGGGUGGCGGGAGUGCGCGUACGGCCGGCAAGUGCAGUCACACAACUGGAAGUGUAAACAAUUCACUACUUACUUUAGUAUCAGUACUACUACUGCUGCAACUACUACAACUACCACUUCCUCCACCACCACCAUUCACGGCUGCCCGCCUACCUCGCCGCUGCAGUCGUUCCUCUCCGACAGCUGCCACGGACUCCUGCCGCAUACCCUCACCACCGCUGACGGGACCAUCGAGUGUGCCAACUGCGCCGCCAACCAACCAGGUCAGCAGUGCCUCACUCCGCUCGGCUUCUGGGACCUGGGCUUUGCUGCUUCAAUAACUGGCACCGGCUGGGAUCUCACCAAGCGCCUCGGAGAUAUGUGCCGUGACGCCGACUCAUGCCUGUUCGUGCUUUACCGAUCGCUGUUCUUGCUGUGCCCCGCUGCACCCUCAUCACUCGCCGCCGUGUUUGCAUUGUAUGCUCAGCUGUUACGGAAGUGGGACCCUCAUGACCGUGUUAGGCACCGUGGUGGCACAUACAGUGACGCCUCCGACUUCAUCUCUCACCUCAACACCGACGGCAUUGACAGCCUAUUCCCACUGUGGACAGAGCUCCACGGCAGCUACCAGAAUGAGAAUCUUACAACUGCCAUCUCAUCACUCGCCGGGCAUGACCACAAAAGCCACGAUACGCUGUCGAGCCUCUUCAACGACACCACUUGCUCAUCGUCAAGUGGCUGCGCUCCCUACCUCCAACCCCUAGGACUCCAUGCCCACCACACCUACCCGCAGAAGCACGCCGGGCUAUACAUCACGUGGAUAAUGUACCUGGCAUGGCAGUUCUGGGAGUUGCUAUGUGAACUACUGCACGCACUGGACAACAUCGACUGCACGGCGUCCGGGUGCGCCACAUGCCCAUGCCAACCUGGCACCCACGGUGGAAAGGGCACCUGCCACUGCCCGUCCAUCGUCCAGUGCGCCGGACCUCUGCCCACACUCUACCGUUACGGAUUCACGUAUCGUAACGCAAAUCUCCUGGUCAAUGGCAACCGUGUCAUGCGCUGCGGUGACCUCAACAUACAAGGCAAAAAAGCGCUGCACUCCGACCACUUCACCGAAUUGUUCCGGCAAAUCGAUCAACUUAUGUGGCACAUCCGGAUGCCGUUCCUCUACUUCCUUAUCGCACUGUGGUCCCUAGUGGCGCUGUACAUACUCCACACUUUCCUCUACCGCAUGGAGAUCUUACGCAUCCUCUCCCAUCUAUUGACCACUAAGGCCUCUCACCUCGACGCCAAGGCGCUGCUCAUUUCGAGCAGGAAAAUGCUAUCACUCUACGACGCCAGUUACUUCUACGACGACCCUAUCGGUCAACUUGUUAUUCAAUGA